Molecule: messenger RNA, 1484 nt
Organism: Paramecium tetraurelia
Lineage: Eukaryota; Ciliophora; Oligohymenophorea; Peniculida; Parameciidae
Exons: 6
Molecular function (GO): calcium ion binding
Source: RefSeq, a predicted model, not a curated record
AUGAAAAGAUCUAAAUUAUAAACAUCAGACAUCUUAGAUUGGUAUAAAAAGAGAUUUCCUCAAAAAGUAAAACGAAAUUAUUUGUAUUUACCAGAGGAAAUCAAACAGUAAGAGAGAGCAUAAGUUAUAUUUGAGAAUUUGGAUAAGAAGAAAGAAAAUAAAUUAGCAAUUGAUAAAUUAUAUGAUAUUUGUGUGAAGAGUGGAAUGAGCAUAAAUCGAAACUAAGUAAGAAUGCUGUUUGAAAAGAUUGAUGAAGAUAAGAGCAAAUGGAUUGAUUUGGAAGAGUUUUAAAAAUCGGUUCUUGAUUAGGAAGUAGGAGAAUUUGCAAUGAAAGUGAGGAAGAACUUAGAAGAAGGAUAUCUACCAAUAUAUUAUAAGAGUUUAAUAUCGCAUUUAAGCUUUGUUUCAAAUCGAGAAGAGCUCAUUUAAUAAAUUAAUGAUUAAAGCAAAAGUAAGAUAGAAAGGUUUGAUAAAAUAAAAGAAAUAAUGAAAUUACCCUAUGAUGACAUAGAGUAAUAGGACAAUAACUUAUAAGUUUAACAAGCAAGGAGAAAGUUGAGUGAAUUAAAGUAGGAUUAUGAAGGAGUUUAAAAGAUGGACCCAGAAACAUAGGAGUUUAUUACUUAAAUGAAUUAGAAAUUAGAAGAUACAAAGAACAAAGGGGAUGAGGAUUCUCUGUUGUUGAAAAAGAGAGUCAAAAGGAAAUCUUUACCUCAUUAUAGUUCGAUUAUGAGUUUACCUAAGAUAGAGCAAAAUCAUAUGAAAUGGCACAAGAACUUGAGUUUGAUCGACAAUUAAGUCAGAUAAAAAAUAUUUAGUGAAAUAUAAACUAAGAGUAAUUAAAUAAAUUAAUUAAUUUCCCCAAGAACGAAAAAGUAAAAAGAUUUAGUAUAUUUGAAAAAUCAAUAAUCGAAAUACAUAAAAAAAGCAAAAAAAUAAUUUGAUAUUCAAUUUGAUUUUAUUGAUGAGAAUCAAUAAUCGAUAGAUUAUACAGGUGGCAGAAGUUUUGAAGAAGGAAUAUUAAGUUUAUUCUAAUAAUAACAAUAAUAAGGUAGUUUGUGCAACUUCACUAAUAUAUCAACAAUAAAAAAUGAUAAGAAUGACAGGGAUGAAAUAUUAGAUUACUCAGGAGAUCAUUUGCCAAAAUCUAUCUUAAGAAAACUUCAGCAAUAUAAAAAUGUUACCAGAGACUCUACUCAAAUUUUGUUGGACAAGUCAAUACUUUCCAGUCAAUAAUCCAAAUAAUCUGGGAAGUUGACCCCAAUCUAUUAUCAAAGAAUGAUCCACCAAACUCAUACUAAUACAGAUUCUCUAAACUCUAAUGAUAUGCCUACGCAACCUAAAAGGAGAACAUAUUCAUAACAAGAUAUCAAAUAUUAAACUCCUCAUUUUAAGCAAUCAGAAUUCUAACUUCCAUAUUUAUGAAUUAUUUUAUGAUAUUGAUUCAUUUAAUUAUUUUUUGAUUGUUGAAUCCUUCAACCAGU